Achroia grisella is the source of this 1077-nucleotide messenger RNA. RefSeq names its product tRNA N(3)-methylcytidine methyltransferase Mettl2 (gene Mettl2). Bases 16 to 1077 code for a protein of 353 amino acids. The transcript is spliced from 4 exons. The record is from RefSeq and is a predicted model, not a curated record. Gene Ontology annotation, molecular function: tRNA (cytidine-N3)-methyltransferase activity. Lineage: Eukaryota; Metazoa; Arthropoda; Insecta; Lepidoptera; Pyralidae.
ACCGUUUUCUCGAAAAUGUUGACGAAGUCUUCAAGCAUAACGCGUGGUAUAAUAGUCGCUACUAUAAUUAGAAAUUAUUAUAAAAUACCUAAACCUAUUACUGAAAAUCUCCAAGAAUUAGAGGAAACUAGACAUAGGAAAAAGCCAAUUGGUGGUUCACGGUAUUUGAAGGACAAGAACCAUGUCUAUAUGUUUAAUUCAUGGGACAAUGUUGAAUGGAAUGCUGAACAAGAAGAAGCAGCCAAAAUAAAAGUACAACAAAAUUCAGUCGAGAAAUUACCUGAUGACAAACAAAAGUCCUUGGAAGAAAAUGCAGAUAAACACUGGGAUUCAUUUUAUGAUAUACAUCAAAAUAGAUUCUUUAAAGACAGGCACUGGUUAUUUACUGAGUUUCCGGAAUUAGCCCCAGAUAAUACAUUAGCACCUGUUCGGGUAUACCCAAACUGUCAAAACAAAACUACCCACAGCAACAUAAGUAAACUGGAUAAUAAACGAUACAUAUUUGAAGUAGGUUGUGGUGUGGGAAAUACUAUUUUUCCAAUACUACAAUAUAGUAAAGAUCCAAAUUUAUUUAUUUAUGGCUGUGAUUUCUCAUCAAAAGCUGUUGAUAUCAUGAAACAAAAUGCAUUAUAUGAUACAGAAAGGUGCAAUGUAUUUGUAUUGGAUGCUACACAACCUGAAUGGAAUGUCCCCUUUGAAGAAAAUUCUGUAGAUAUAAUUGUACUAAUAUUUGUAUUAUCUGCAAUAGAUCCAGCCAAAAUGCAAACAGUCAUCAAUAAUAUUUAUAAAUACUUAAAACCAGGUGGUUUGGUGGUAUUUCGUGAUUAUGGUUUAUAUGAUUUGGCUCAAUUACGAUUCAAAAAAGGUCGAUGCAUAUCAGACAAUUUCUAUGCUCGUGGAGAUAAUACCAGGGUUUAUUUCUUCACACAAGAUGAGAUAGCGUCAUUGUUUACAUCUGCUGGUUUUACAGAAGAACAGAAUUUAAUAGAUCGGAGACUCCAAGUGAAUAGAGGAAAAUUGUUAACUAUGUACAGGGUAUGGAUACAAUGCAAAUAUAGAAAACCAACAUAUAUAUAA